CAAGCCCUCUGUGGUUACAGCAGCCGUCUGCAACCUCUCAGCCGGGAGUCGGAGUGGGACUGCAGGCCUGGCUGGACUGGGCUGGGCGGUGCUGGGGGCUCGGCCACCGCCCCUGACGGCUCAAACUUUGCAGUUGGCCCUUUGAAAUCUAUUUCUGGAAGCAAUGACCACUCUGGGUUGGUGAAAGAAGGCCUGUUUUGGAAGGGAGAACAAGACCCCACUAGACUGUGGCUUCUGAAUUUAAUGUGGCACCAGGCGCCGCCAUGACGACCGCCAUCUUGGAGCGCCUGAGCACACUGUCUGUGAGCGGGCCGCAGCUGCGCCGCCUGCCCAAGAUCCUGGAGGGAGGCCUUCCCCAGAUGCCUCGCACUGUCCCGGAGACCGACGUGCCCCAGCUCUUCCGAGAACCCUACAUCCGCGCCGGCUACCGCCCCACAGGCCACGAGUGGCGCUACUAUUUCCUCAGCCUCUUUCAGAAACACAACGAGGUGGUCAAUGUCUGGACACACUUGCUGGCGGCCCUGGCCGUCCUGUUGCGAUUCUGGGCCUUUGCUGAGGCUGUGGCCUUGCCCUGGACCUCCCCGCACUCCCUGCCCCUGCUCCUCUUUAUCCUGUCCUCAAUCACUUACCUCACGUGCAGCCUUCUGGCUCACCUGCUGCAGUCCAAGUCGGAGCUGUCCCACUACACCUUCUACUUCGUGGACUAUGUUGGUGUCAGCGUUUACCAGUAUGGCAGCGCCUUGGCGCACUUCUUCUACAGCUCUGACCAGGCCUGGUACGAGCGGUUCUGGCUUUUCUUCUUGCCAGCAGCUGCCUUCUGUGGCUGGUUAUCUUGUGCUGGCUGUUGCUACGCCAAGUACCGUUACCGAAGGCCUUACCCAGUUAUGAGGAAGAUCUGUCAAGUGGUACCAGCAGGGCUGGCCUUCAUCCUAGACAUCAGCCCUGUGGCACACCGAGUGGCUCUCUGCCACCUGGCUGGCUGCCAGGAACAGGCAGCCUGGUACCACACCCUCCAGAUCCUCUUCUUCCUGGUCAGCGCUUACUUCUUCUCCUGCCCAGUGCCUGAGAAGUACUUCCCCGGGUCCUGUGACAUAGUGGGGCAUGGGCAUCAAAUCUUCCAUGCCUUUCUGUCUAUCUGCACACUCUCACAGCUGGAGGCCAUUCUCCUGGACUACCAGGGUAGACACGAGAUCUUCUUACAGCGUCAUAGCCCCACAUCUGUCUACACAGCCUGCCUCUCCUUCUUCUUCUUGGCUGCCUGCAGUGCUGCCACUGCAGCCAUUCUGAGGCACAAAAUCAAGGCCAGACUGACCAAGAAAGAGUCCUGAGGUUUGCAGGUGGGGGCAAGGUAUAGAGGUGAUCCUUUGUGAUUUGGGGAAUACUUGAUGCAACAAUAGAAGUUGACUUUUCAUUUUUAAGUGUUGAUUUUUAAAUCAAUAUGUAUUUCCAAGGAUACACUAUGGCUGCAGCAUUUCAAAGCCAAAGGAUUCGAGAAUUUUGUUGUUAAUAAAAGAAAUAUUCCUUUUUCUUCUGGGUCUUGGCCUUACAAGGGAAGGUACCUUGGAUAAGAUUCAUGAGACACAGAACUAGAAAGAACCAUCUUCAUGCCUGAAAAUUUAUCAGAAUUCUCACGAUGGAUUCCAGAGGCAAGUCCUAGAACUAAAUGGAUAAUAGAAUUGGGCUGGGAAGUAAGUAGGGGGCUGGUCCUCAUCCUACUGGAAUAGCUGUACUGUGUUGAUCUUUGGCAGUUGAACAUAUGAAGCUGAGGACCCUGUCUUAUUUGGAUUUCAGAUUACCUUGGCUGGAAAAGUCACAAUAUUCAAGAUGAUUCAGUGAAACCCUUACACAUAAUGAAUUACAUGAUUCAUCUGACUUCUGGUCCCUACUGUCAUCCAUUGUUAACACCCUUUUCUCAGGACAACUGUCUGCCUGGUUGUUUACUCCCAUCCUUAUUUUGCAUGAUAAUAUAAAAGGACUAUGAAGCAAUUUUACUCUAGGAAAUGCUUGGAGCCAUGUAAGCAUUCAGAAAGCUUAUUCCAUAUAAUGCCAAUGUAAACGGUACUAGAAAGAACAGUGCCAAGAGCCACCAGGAGGCCCACCCACAGAGCAUAGAUAUCCUUGCUCCAUUUGUGUCAUGGACCUUUCUGUUUUAUACUGCAGACUGCAGGAUUACUUGAGAGCUAUUUUUCUCCGGUACCAGGGAUCAAACUCAGGACCUUGCGCUUGUGAGGCAGGCGCAGUGCCACUGAGCUACAGCCCCAGCCCAAAUUUAACAUUGUUUUUCUGUUCUCCACUCAUUCCUCCCACCCCGCCCCCAGUACCAGGGAUUGAACUCAGGACCUUGCACUUUCGAGGCAGGUGAGGCACCACUGAGCUACAUCCCCAGCGCCUUGAGAGCUAUUAAAUAGAGCUGCCUUACAGGCCAGUAGAUAUGGGGGUUGCACCAGGGAUCUGCAGAUUUGACUAGCAUGUUUAAAACACCUUUAAUAGGGUAAACUUGUUCUAAGUGUUCUCUGGGGGAUCUGAUUACUUCAAGAGGAACUUAAGGUCAAGUCUUCUAUGUAGAUGCUGCCCCAUGAAGGACCAACCUACCUAGCCCAAUACAGGGUUCUCAGUCAAGCAGUUCUGCCUCAGUUUAGAGCAGAAACCUUAAAAUAGUUAAGUCCUGGGACAAGCAAAUAUGUAUGCUCACUAUGGUUGGUCCCUGAAGCCUCCUUUGAGUAGGAAUGAGUGAAUUAGGCGUCCUGCAGCCAGAGUGUUCUGUUUGUAACAUUGCUGCCCAGCAGCUUCUGUGGGAUAGGUGGUACUUGCAGUUAAUGUGUUCUGGCCACACAGCCCCCUCUAAGAACUGACUUCUGCACUAAUCCAGCGAAAACAGCUGCAUCAAAGAAAGGGCUGAGGAGCCCUCUCUUCACAGGCUAGGUUUCCCAGCAGUAUAACAUCCCUGUUUACUAAGAAAUGGAAGUGGCUUGUUUUAACUUCCAGUUUGAUGAGCCUCCUCUAUUAUGAAAUUACUUUGUUGUCUUCAAAUUUUUGUGCUUUUUUUUUCUUUGAGAGAUUGGUGAGUUUUGUGCCUUAUAAAUGGAAAUGUAUGAACACUUUAAUAUAUGCAUAUAUGGAACUUUUUGUUUAGAGUUAUUGAGAUAGAAAAAAUUGUUGUCUAACCAAUGACUGAAAGAAACUUCAGAAAGUUAUAAUUAUUUAUCAAUCAAGACUUUUGAUCUGUAUUUUAGCAAAAAACGUCACCUGAAGAUGUCCUAUAAUCUUUAAAUCAAGAAAGCAUGUAUCCUGUCAGUUACAUUGUUUUGCUAUAUGAAUUUCUUGUUAGUCCUCAAAUGGCUGAACUUUUUAUGCUACCUAAGUGUCUUACACAAGUUUCUGGUUGUCUAGGCCAAAUUUACAGCAAAUAAAGUUAACAAAACUGAACUGGGUUGAACUGAACGAAGUAUAUGUGCUGCUCAAGUGAGCAUGUACUAAACGAAGUUAUAGGGGAAAUGUGAAAACAUUUCACAUAGAGGGUCAAUUUAAAAUGGGGAUCUGACAAAAUUUAUAGUUUUUGUUACUAUGAAUUAAAAAACUUCUUUAAAAAACUGAUGGGAGAAGUGAGAGAAAAACAAAGGGAGGGAGGUGUGAAACAAGCUUUUGAAUAUAAAUAACUAUGGUGGUAUUGGUGGGCAGAAAUCAUUAGAUCAUAUCGUCCAGAUUUUUGUUUGUUUUAAGACAAUGUAGCUUGUCACUUGUAGUCCAGGGUGGCCCUGAACUUGUGAUCUUCCUGCCCCAGCUUCCCCAGUGCUAGGAUUAUAGGCAUGUGCCACCAUAUCCGGCAUUCAUCCAGAUGUUUUUUAGAAGAGACAACAGGACCUAGAUAGUGACCCUCAAGUGCAUCCACAAAUCCUUGCCAGUCUACACACUACUAAUGCUGGUCUAGGGCACCGUAAGUACAGAAAGAAGCACUAAACUUCGAGAUACUGCCAUACAAUUUUUAUAUACUUACACAAGUAUUGCCUCAAAUGACUGGAAUUUAAAAGAAAGGAAGAAAGAAAAAAGAAAGUUGUUUAAUAAUAGGUAAUUAAGAAGCAUUGAGGUAGGAAACCAUAUGUUCCCAAAAUACUAGUAUCUCAUUAGAAAUGUAGAAACAAGUGCAGUUGUUAAAUUACUCAGACUUUUUUAGGGGGAGGGGUAAUACUCCUUUUAAAACAUUUUAAUUAAAAUAAGUGUAUCAGUAAGGGACACCCUAAUUAGUUUAAAAGGAACAAUUAAGAAUUUUGUAAAGGAGAUGGUCAUCUUACUCUACCAUAGCCUCUCCAACAAUUGACAUCUACUAGAAAUUCUGAUUAUCUUUCCCUGUCUCCCUCUCUUAAUUAAGGCUUUCAACCUAUUAAAUGUGAAUGCUUCUGAUUAAAAUGUAAGUCAUUUAUAUCUUUGGGUGAAUAAAAUUCUGAUGAUUUGUAUGAGGCAUUACUUAGGAUAGGGAGUGGAGAUAGCAGGACAGUAAACUAGGAACACAGGUGUCUAUUUAAUUCCUUCCUGUCUAGUUCUUCCUGAACUGUAUUUGCUGAUGAGCUGAUUUAAAUUAAAUGGUUUUUUUAAAUGGUAGAGUUUCAUUUCCAAUUUUGACUGGAAGUAUCUCAACAAUGUUGAAAGAGUCACACACUGGAAGCUUGAAAUAGGAGUAUGGGGACAUUAAAGAAGGUAGUUUAUCCCUGGCUUUGUUGCCUACUUCUUGAUAAAUCGUACCUUAAUUAUUGAAAACAUUAGGUUCUUUGGUUACUGCUUGUUGUUUCAAAUGAAUCCUCCAGAUGGCGAUCAUGUAUUUCUCAGGGCACAGCCAUUGUCCCCCCCCCAAGCUUCUCCCUAUUAAAAUUGUACCACUCUUGUGUUUUGCUUGAUUGCUUGGCACAGAAAAGGUGGAAAUAUUUUCUUUCCCUAUAAAUCUACUUACACAAAUAACUAUUAAGUGGAUUUUUUAUUGAGAUUGUUGUAGUGUUGAUAGUUUAAAGAAACAGCUACCUUUUUUGACCAGAUCCUUGACAAGGAUCACCUUGAUAAAGCUCAUCCUAAAGAAAGAUUUUAUUUAGACAAAGAUUGCCAGGAGAAGGAGGUCAGGAUACAUUUUAGAUGAAAAAGCAUUAAAGCUUUUUUUUUUUUUUGGUACCAGGAAUCAAACUCGGAUCCUUGGUCUUGCCGGGCAGACAGUGGAACCACUGAGCUAAAUCCCCAGCCCAACAUUAAAGCUUUUUAAAAAGUUUCUAAAAAAAAAAAUUUUUUUUUAAAGUCUCUAUACCCAGCCCCCCCCCGCAAAAUACACACACACAUCCUAAUCCCUACCUAUGAGUAGAAUAAACUGCCCCUUAAAAAGCCAUGGAGUUGGUUUCUCUGAGGAUUUCAAUCUAAUUGAAUAAAUGUGUCUAGUUUCACAAGCAAUAGCAUUAAAGAUAUCAAAAUUUUGAAUUGAUGGGCUACAAUUUUAAAUUAAAAAUUGUGAAUUAUACUAUAAGUCUACUAUAACAAGUACUAUAAAACAUGUUGUGGAAUGUGGCAUCUAUCAACCAAAUGACUUUUGUAGUCUUCACUGUUAGAUUUAAAUAGCUGUGCAAAAGGUGAUUCUCUGGUUUACUGCUGCUUUAGUCUGUAGUACUAUCACACUAAUGGUAAUAAAAUAGCAUUUCUGUGUGUAAAGCCUCCA
Messenger RNA from Heterocephalus glaber (naked mole-rat), 5686 nucleotides. RefSeq names its product progestin and adipoQ receptor family member 8 (gene Paqr8). The record is from RefSeq and is a predicted model, not a curated record. Lineage: Eukaryota; Metazoa; Chordata; Mammalia; Rodentia; Bathyergidae. Gene Ontology annotation, molecular function: nuclear steroid receptor activity; steroid binding. Gene Ontology annotation, biological process: response to steroid hormone. Gene Ontology annotation, cellular component: plasma membrane.